This is a messenger RNA of Cryptococcus wingfieldii CBS 7118, 3561 nucleotides long. RefSeq lists its product as hypothetical. Gene Ontology annotation, biological process: tubulin complex assembly; post-chaperonin tubulin folding pathway; microtubule cytoskeleton organization. Lineage: Eukaryota; Fungi; Basidiomycota; Tremellomycetes; Tremellales; Cryptococcaceae. Gene Ontology annotation, molecular function: GTPase activator activity; beta-tubulin binding. Bases 1 to 3561 code for a protein of 1186 amino acids. The transcript has 11 exons. The record is from RefSeq and is a predicted model, not a curated record.
AUGGACGACACGGCGCCACUGGCAGACGACUGCGACCCCACCUACACCCACUUUGCCCAUCGGGCCCAGUUCCUCGCCCUUCUCGACCGCUUCUUGGCCUUGGAUCUUUGUCACGAGUCCGGGGAGUCGGAAGAGGAGGCUGAAGUGGGGCUGGUAGAUGAGAUGGGUGAAAUACUGGACUACUACCUCCCCCUCCCCGGUCUACUGGAUCCGUCACUGCACGAAGUCGUCCCACCGCUCAUGACUUUGCUCGAGAAAAGUCUGCGGAUACUGGACGGACAGAUAGAUCACGAUACAGUAACAGUCAAUGGGAAGAGACUGGAGAGAGUUGGCAGGGUUGUCAAUUGGGUUGUAAAGGUCAGAGGCUGGAAAGCUGUCGUCCCCUACUUUCCCUCAUCAAUCCCCAACCUCCCCUUGAUCAUAUCCAUACUAUCCCCGCAUUCCUCAUCCACCCAACAUCACUCUCUUCUCUCAUCUUCCUCUGCCUGGGAGCUCCGCUCGGUGCUACUACUCUGGUUUGCCCUCCUCCUCACGGUCCCGUUCAACCUCUCAGCACUCUCCGACGGUGACGACCCCGUAGACAGCAAGCCAUACGGCCUCGAUCUGUCGUCUGCAACCAUCCUGUUCACAUCGAGGACCAGCGAUCUUGCACAGCGGGUCACGCUCAUAGCCGCACCGCUAUUACACAAACCGGGACGAGAAGGCGCAUACGCUGCUCUUCUACUUGCCCGUCUGUUCUCCCGUACUGAUGGAGUACAAGGUCUUAAAGGCUUCUUUGCUUAUGCUUUGAGAGAGCUGCAAGAAUCAGAUAGGGAAGAAGAAGUACAUCUCGUCUCGUCCCUUUUUCACCUCAUCGCGCUCUUGCCCUCCAUGCUUCCUCAAGGACAUCUGGAGCAAGUGGAAACCUUCCUUGCGCAGAUGUUUGAUCAUCUUAGAGGAGGAAGGACAGUCGUUGAAAGUGGGCUGGUAAGGAAGUUGGCGGUGAAAGCCAAAGGACGGCUGUGGGUGACAAAGAUUGGGCGUAAACGCGAAGAAGGAGACGAGGAUGAUCUACCUGAAGGUUUGGAAGAGGUGCUUGAUGAGUUUAUGGGCGGUCUAUCGGACAAAGAUACGAUAGUCCGAUAUUCAUCUGCCAAAUACCUCUCUCGCCUAUCCAACCUCCUCCCACCCGACCUCUCCGACCAAAUCGUCGGAGCAACCAUCGCCCUCUUCUCCGGCACCGAAGACGAGCCCGCCAUCUUCUCUUCAUGCGGCGGCAUCAUCGACCCCGGCGGCUCUCCCCAUACCGGCGGCACAUUCGCCCUCUCUGGCGGUAUCGAAACCACCCGCGGUGAAUCUCGCUGGCACGGCGUCUGUCUCGCACUCGGCGAGAUGGCCCGGCGCGGACUCGUGCACUCUGAACAAGUCGGUGAGGCGGUCGAGUGGGUACUGAGGGGUUUGACGUUUGAUAUACGCCGGGCAUCGCAUUCGAUUGGGACCAAUGUGCGUGAUGCUGCGGCCUAUGUCCUCUGGUCACUUUCUCGUACAUGCGCACCAGCGCUCCUUCAACCUUGUUCCUCUCAGAUAUCAACCGCCCUGGUCAAUACAGCCUGUUUUGAUAGGGAGGUGGGUGUACGGCGGGCUGCGAGUGCUGCAUUCCAAGAAGGCGUUGGAAGACUGGGGCAAGGGGUGUAUCCAGAGGGGAUCGAUGUGCUCGGUAAGAUGGAUUUCUGGGGAGUCAGUGUGAGGAGAAGGGCGUUCGGGGUGGCGGCACCUGCUGUGGGGAUACACAAGGUGUAUAGAGAGUACAUGAUUGAUCAUUUGCACAACGUCACUCUGCGGCAUUGGGACGUAGCGAUGAGAACCAUUGGCGCCGAGGCAUUGAAGAGCCUGGUGGAGCUGGACAUCUCGAGACUAGACCAAUCUUUGGAUCGAGAAAUAAAGGAGCUUUCGGGGCUUGAUCCCAUCAACGUCCACGGCGCCCUGUCUGCUCUGUCCUCUCUUUCCUCCCUAUUCCCAGCUUCCGACUCCCGCUCGCACAAGAUCUUUACCUCACUCUCUUCCAUCCGAACACCCACAUUCCUAUCCACCCAAGCUCCCGACAUAUUGAUUUCUCUCUACUCUCUCCUCACCACGAUCCUCAGCCCGGAAGUGUUGGAGGGCGAAGGAGGUAAAGGACGGGAAAAGCUGGGUAAAUGGCUCGAUAUGGCAGGGCGGAGAAGAGAGGUUGGGGUGCAUGAGAGAGGGGCAACAGUUUGGGGUGUGUUGAGUAGGAUGGGAGAGUCUACGAGGGAUGUCGAAAAAUUGAUGGCCGAUCUGAAAUCAUCGCGCGCUACUAUAAGACAAUACGCCACCCUCUCUCUCGGGCACAUACAGUACCCCUCCUCCACAUCACCACUCGCUAGCACCACCCAAAAGGCUGUGAAAGCGCUGUUGGGAUUGUUGAAGGAGGACCAGAGGUUGAAAGUAGAUGUGGAGAGUCGGAAGUGGGCAGUAAGAAGUUUGGGUGAUAUCGGGGCUCAGAGGAGGAAUGGCAAUGUCGUUGUGAAAUAUGAUACUUUCCACGAGAUCAUCAGCGCACUCAUCACCAGCCUUCAAGACUACUCUACCGAUCAACGUGGUGACGUUGGGUCCUGGGUCCGGAUAGCGUCGUUGAACUCUCUCGGGCUCGUCCUCUCUUCCCUGGCGCCUCAAGAUUCCUUGUUGACAGAAGAGCUGAGAGAUAGGGCUCUAGCGGGUAUCUUGAAGCAAGCUAUGGAAAAGCUCGAAUCCUGUCGAGGAGCUGCAGCUCUUGCUCUCGCCCGUCUUCGACAAGCAGGGUGGCACUGGCUUGCCGACUCGUCUUUUCACUCGCCGGCCGAUAUGAACGUGGAAAAGUUGGUGGAAGGGGGUUUCCGAUAUGUGGACCAGAGAGAGUGGUUUGCAAGUGGGGUGGGAUUACUGGGCGAAGAAAAGUGGAGGAGAGAUGUUUUGGAGGGACUUGUUCUCACUGUGGGAAGUCAGGUCGGAAGCCUGGCAUCGACAGCUUUCGCCCCGCUCUUAGACUAUCUUACUGCCCACCCCGCAACAAUGGUUCCAACAUUAUCGACCCUCUCGUCUAUCCUUUCCACCGACUUUACGAGAAACAGGGUCUUCAUCCCAACGCUGCAAACGUUUUGGAAACUCAUCUCAACUCCUGGUAUCUGGGCUUUGGUGGCGAAUGAUGAAAAGGAGGUGGUGACUGUGGUCCACGCGGUGCUGGCUUUGGCAACAAAGGGGUCAGCGAGUAUCAAGAGUAUCGAGAGGAUCAGCGUGGCUAUGCGGUUAGUGAUCGCCAGCCUGUCUGGGCCGAAGCUAGUACGGUCAAAGGCUGUCGGACUCCUUUCUCUGUAUCUCAACCAUCGAUUCCCUCGCAUCCGCGCGAUAACCUCCGAAGAACUAUACCUCGCCCUAUCCCAAGCUGAAGAUGGAGAAGAAAUGGAUGAAGAGUUGGAGGAAAUUUUGUUGGAGACGGAGUGGGUGGCUACUACGGCGGCGGAAGACGGGGUCGAUCUGGGGGAGAGGGCUGAGAAAGUAGUCGAGCUCUUACGAGCAUCGAGCUGA